GGGACGAUGGUAGAAGAAACCGACGGGACAAUGUCCACAGUGGUCGCGACUGAAGAGGCCGCAGAGCUUAUCCCGCUCAAUCAGUUUAUAUCCUUGGGAUACCCGGGGUUGGGUAUGAUUGGGGCGAUCCAGCCGGCGGACGAAGAACGAGAGGUCUCGGAAUGGAGACCAUCCCCCAGUGAAAUGGAAUCCGGUGGUCCCGCGUUCAUUACCGGGGAGAUCGAUGUGCUCAAUAUCAUUCGAGCACUAGAUCACCGCAUCCCACUCCCGAUCGGACACCUUCUGUCCAUAUCGGAACAAGCUAACCAUCGCAUGCUGCAGCACUGUAAAGCCAAUCGAAAACGGCUCGCACUCACCAAGCUGGCAAUGGUAAAAGGGAAAGCCCCUGCGAAAGAAGCGAAACCUGACGCACCGGGAACCUCAGAACCCGUGCGCCCGGGGCUCAUUCAAAAAAGUGAUCGCUUUUUGCGUAUCAAAGCCAUCCCAUGGAAAUCCGCGGAGUGUGACGUGGAAAUCUGGGGAGUUCCCUAUAAUGCAAUCAUCGAUUCUGGAGCAGCCGUGUUAGCCAUAUCCUUGCGAGUAGUAGAGAGGGCAGGGAGACGGAAAAAUCUGAUUCCACUCACUGAGGGAGACCGCUUGAUCUCCGCAGACGAAGAAAAGAUCCGAGCGGUCGAGAGAAUGACAAAUGUCGCUUUUAGACUUGGAAAAGUCCACGCCUUGGGAGACGUAGUGGUCCUCAAUGUAAGCUCGUACGAUGUACUCCUGGGACUACCCGCCUUAAACGCCCUUCAGGCCAACCUGGACUUCGAGCGACGGGUAGUAGUUCUCAAAAACACGGGUGGCAAGCCAUACACAAUCCCUAUGCGUCUCACCCUCCGCACGACGGUCGGCUCGACGUGUAGAACCCAUCCGGAUACCGUUGGGUCGAUCCGAAUGAUCACAUGGGAAGGACUGGCUGAUGAUUCAAAAACAUCCAGGGAGGGACAAAUGUCCUCCCCUCCCGAGGACUCGGAAAGUGAAGAAGAGACAGACCCGACGAUUCAAGAACUGACGAGGAAGGUAAUCAGUUACCCUGUCCGACAGAAAACGACAAAGACGUUCGUGCUUACCAAAGAGAGAGCCCGACGGAUCCAGGCCCUUAUCAUAGGGGAGCCGCUAGUACAGGUGUCGAGGAUGCCCGAUUCUUCGAAACCCCCUCGAACCUUGUACGAAGGAGCUACCCUGCUGCUGCCACGGUACCUGGACAAACGCUCAUUCUGCGAUGUUACAGACUUACCUCCCCGAGCGCUUCUCACAGUGGAAAAGGAGUGGACCUGGGACAGCAAGCAUAACGUCGUGACCGAAGACGUGGAGUUGCUCAUCAUUCAAGCUUGGAGGACGGAGGUAGAGGGAGAUCUGUUGGGAUUCGUCUUCGGAUCGGUGGAGGCAGGACAUCGGCAACCAAUCGUAGGAGAGCUUCUAAUCCUCCUGACGCAGCUGGUGGACGAUCUACCGAUCGACAUCAUCUCGCACUGCGACGAGAGCUCGGCGCCGCAUAUUUUGUCGCGCAGCUUGACGUCGUACCUACAGUGGUCGGCGUGCUUGGAGGCAAUUGGGACAACCGUAAUUACCUGUCGCAUGGUUCUUCUCAAGAUGAGGGCCACAAACCAGGAGGUCAUUGAGCGGCACGAGAAAAUUGCAAUAGAGGUUGCAAGGACCCCAACCAAUGCAGAGGAAGUCGUCCAGCUAAGGAGGUACGCAAGCUCUUGCCCGAAUGAGUUAAAGGCACUGGACAAGUUGGUCAGUGAGACAAAGCACAGAGAGAGCUUUCUGGCAGACUACUACUACGACAUUCCGGAUGAAGACUUUAGACUGAUGAUGAGCGCGUACGAGUGGCCGAAGCGUGUGCAAGUCGUUCUCGAUAUUCACGUUAAGAAGAUCGAGGACGAACAUGAGCGCUUUGAGAAUGCGCUGAAGCAAAGGCGAACCAGCUUUGCCGCUCUUUUGGAACAGUACCGUGAGCAAGUGCUUGCAUUCCGGACAUAUGGAGAGGCUGAGAAGAUGGAUCAGUAUGCUGAAAUGGCAAAGGAGCUGGUGAGUAAUCUAACAGCUGCACAGGCGACUGCAGCAUCAAUUAAUGCUGAGGAGAUGUUAUUCAGUUUGUCUGUCAGCAAAUACCAGCAGCUAGCACAAACAAUCAGUGACAUCGAUCCAUUUGUGAAGCUAUGGACAACAGCUGCGGGGUUCCGGUCGAAAGAGCAAGAGUGGAUGAAUGCACCUUUUGCAUCGCUUGAUCUAGAAAUUAUUGAAAAUGAGGUUACCACGAUGCAGCGCAUGAUGUACAAGCUGUCCAAGCAGUUUGCAGAGGAGCUCCCUGAACCUGCAAAGGUGGCGACAUCGGUCAAAGCGAACAUUGAAAAGUUCAAAACACUUCUCCCACUCUUUUCAUGCCUCUGUAAUCCUGGUAUGUGGGCUUGGCUUGGCUUGGCUUGGUUCACUUGCAGUCUCCUGCCCUCAUGCUUCUUCACACUUCAUGCAAGUCGAGCAAUGUAAAUCUGACAAUUUUUUUGAAAUAACUUCACUUCGUGCCUUCCGACGCUUAAACCACCAGUACCCCAGGGGGUCUUAGGCCCCCUCGCGGCGCACCGAUUCAGCCUCCGCGUUAACGCCUAAAAACGUGGUAGGUACUGGUGGUUUGUUGUCCGGAAUCAAAAUUUAUUUUAUUU
This is a messenger RNA of Chara braunii, 2705 nucleotides long. The record is from the annotation of a GenBank genome assembly. Lineage: Eukaryota; Viridiplantae; Streptophyta; Charophyceae; Charales; Characeae.